CUAUAUCUCUCCAACACUCUCUCCACGUCUCUUUAUAAUAUCUCUAUCAACAAAAACACCUUUUGAUUUUCCAUCAAACAAACAAACCCAGUAAGGCAUAUCCUUUUCCCACACCUAUUUCUCCACUUUUUGGACCACAUAACCCUUCAUUUCUUAUACCUUUAAUAAUUCUUUAUUUUCUUUUUCUUGUAACAUAAUUCAAAACCUUAUAAGGGACAUUGAUAUAUACUUCUUUUAUUGCUUUUUAUGGUUAGUUAGGUUUGAAUCAAUCAAUUUGACUUGUCUACUACUAACUUUUUGCCUCAUUUAUAACUUCUUCUGUUCUGUCCUUUUUCUCUCAUCAAAAAUCCUUUCCUUGUAAGAAUUUCCUUUUUCCAUUUUCAAUUUCCUUGAAAUCUUGAAUGAAAUAAUGGCACUUGAACUUUGCUCAGAAAAUUGUGGUCCAAGAAUUUCAUUCUCACAUGAUUUUUCACAAUCUGAUUUCAUACCUGUUGAGCAACACCCCAUUAGAUCAAAAUCUUCUGGGUUGAAUUCAAGUAUUGAUUUUGAUUUCAAUGUUAGUGAAAGUCUCAACCUUGAAGAAUCAUCUUCAGCAGCAGAGCUUUUCUCAGAUGGAAGAAUUCUUCCAGCUGAAAUCAAGAAAAAACAAGUUCCUUUGAAGCAAAGUUUAACUACUCAAUCACCAUCACCAAACCCUUCAUUGAAUCCUUCAUAUUCAACUUGCAACAAUGAGUCUAAUGGUAAAAACUUGAGAAAAGAAAGCACUAAAGAAAGCAAGUAUUUGAAUGAUGAAGUGUGUGAGAAACAAAGUUCAAAUUCCAAGUCAUUUUGGAGCUUCAAGAGAAGUAGUAGUUGUGGAAGUGGAUAUGGAAGAAGUUUGUGUCCUUUACCACUUUUAUCUAGAAGCAAUUCAACUGGAUCUUCUACCUCAAGUGUUAACAACAAGAGGAAUUCUUUGUCAAAAGAGGGUAUUAGUACUGUUAAAUCAAAUUCACAGAAACUUUCUUCAACAAGGCUUUCUAACUCAUCUGGUUCAAACAGUUAUCUUAAACCUCCAUUGAAUAAGAGUUAUGGAUCUCAUGGUCAUUCUGUUAGAGUUAAUCCUGUUUUGAAUGUUCCUCCUGCUAACCUAUUUGGUUUGAGUUCAAUCUUCUCCAGCAAGAGCAAGAAAAAGUAGCAUUAUUUUGCAUUACUAUAUAUUUUUGUGAACGGAUAUCUCUGCAUGCAACUGUAGAGACUAAUUCAUCAAGUCAAAUAAGACCGCAACGUAUGACAAAACUUAUUUUACUUUAUUGCAUGUGAGUUUGACUUCUCUAGAGUGAUUGGUUAGUAGAGUUAAGAAAUCAAGGUUGAUAUGUUAAUCAUCCAUAAUUAUGUUUGUGCAUAUAAUAUAUGAACCAUUGAUUUGUUUAUCUAUUAUUGAUAUUACUCACUUUAGACUAGCCUUAUCCUAUAUUUGCAUAUCAAUGGGGUGUGUCAAUUUUUUUUUCUUUGAACUUGUUGGGUUUAACAUGCGGAGUAAACCAUCAAAUUGGUCUUUAGAUCAUUCUUAAAUUAAUCCUGAACUUUAUUAAUAUUUCAAAUUAGUUAUUAUUUUGUCAAAAGUUUUACAAUUUGAUCUUUUGUUAUGUGACAAAAAUAUAAAGAUAGAGACCUAAUUGAGAAAUUUUUGACAAAUUAAAAUAGAGACUAAUUUAAAAUAUAAAUAGACUUGGGAACUAAUUUGAGAAUGAUUUUAAAGAUAUAGACCAAUUUGAUAGUUUACUCUUAACAUGUGAUUAGGAAAAUAGAGAUAGAGGUUAAAUUUUGGAAAGGUGAGUGGUUUGCAUCAAGAAGGUUAAAGUGAUAAAGAAGAGAUGUGUGUGAAGGUGAUACUUGAUAGACAAGAAUGGCAUAAUGCAGGAUUGGAAGCACAUGCUUUGAUAUGAGGACACAAAUUGACAGGUAGAUGUUGUUUUCAUGGCGGUCCCUUCCUUUCCUUGUGUUUGGUUUUUCUGCUUUUGAUAUUUGGUCUACGUGUAAAUAUUUUGAUUUUUAAUUAGUCUUUUUUUUUUUUUUAUCUCUCUUACUCUACACAUGUAUUAUUUUGGAUUUCUUUUAAGAGGCUUAAUGAAAAAGUUGAUUGUGCAAUUA
This is a messenger RNA of Medicago truncatula (barrel medic), 2133 nucleotides long. RefSeq lists its product as uncharacterized. The record is from RefSeq and is a predicted model, not a curated record. Bases 410 to 1177 code for a protein of 255 amino acids. The transcript has a single exon. NCBI's taxonomy places the organism in Eukaryota, Viridiplantae, Streptophyta, Magnoliopsida, Fabales, Fabaceae.